Oppia nitens is the source of this 1809-nucleotide messenger RNA. Its product is annotated as protein sel-1 homolog 1-like. NCBI's taxonomy places the organism in Eukaryota, Metazoa, Arthropoda, Arachnida, Sarcoptiformes, Oppiidae. Gene Ontology annotation, biological process: ERAD pathway. The transcript has a single exon. Gene Ontology annotation, cellular component: endoplasmic reticulum membrane. The record is from RefSeq and is a predicted model, not a curated record. The coding region runs from base 1 to 1809 and encodes 602 amino acids. Gene Ontology annotation, molecular function: protein binding.
AUGUGUCAAUCGAUGAAUAGACGACAAGACAAUCAUCAGAUAUCCAGUAAAACAUUUCCUAACGACAGAGUCUAUAGAAAGUCCAAUGAUUUAUAUGAAAAGGCGUUGAAAUUGUUGAAAAAGUCAGACAAAAGUAACAACAAAAAUGCAUACAAUUUCCUUAAGAAAUCGGCAGAAUUGAAGCACCCGUUGGCCAGUGAAAUGUUGGCCAAAGAGCAUCUGUUUGCCAACAAUUUGCCAUUUGAUCCGAAAGUUGCGCUCAUGUAUCUGCAGAAUAUUGCCAUCAAUCAAAGCUCUAGUGCUCAUCUAUAUCAGGGAUUCAUAUACUCAUCAGGUUUAGGUGUAAAAGCAGAUCCCAAGAAAGCUUUAAUACACUAUAAAUUGGCUGCUAAUCUGAACCAUCCGUUGGCCAAAAUGGCAAUUGCUUUCAGAUUUAUGUAUGGUUUUGGUGUUGUCAUUAACUGUACGACAGCUCUUGAUCUGUAUCACAGUGUGGCCACUGAUGUUGUCGACGAAUCUCAAAUUUCUGGUGGAAGUCUUCUACAAGAAAGACAUUUAUGGGAUGAAAGUGAAAUAUCAGCAAAAAUCUUGAAUAAAGAUAUCGUUGAAGUUUAUCGACAUUUAGCAAAAAAAGGAGAUAUCAGUGCUAUAGUUAGUUUGGGUUUAUUGUAUUAUUACGGAGAAUAUGGAGUUCCUAGAGAUGUUGACCGAGCGGUUCAGUAUUUUCAAAGAGCGGCCAAAUCGGGAAAUGCAAAUGCGUUGGCAUUUUUGGGUAAAAUUCACUUAAAGGGCAGUCAUUCUGUGCGACAGAAUUUGACGAAAGCAUUGCAUUUGUUUCAAAUGUCGGCACAAUUCGGGAAUCCCAUCGCACAGACAGAACUGGGACUUAUGUAUAAAUACGGAUUGGGUGUUGACAUUAAUUUUGAGGAUUCAAUCGGAUAUUUUUCACUGUCUUCACGUCAGGGAUGGGUUGAAGGAAUGCUUAACUUAGGGCUUAUGUAUAUUAAUGGUUUGGGUGUUUUGCGCGACUAUCGAAUAGCAGUUCGUUACUUAACUCUUACAUUAAAAUCAAAGCAUUUGCUGUCAAACUAUAAUAUCGGACAGUUAUAUGCCGGGGGUCACGGAGUGGCCAAAUCCUGUCCAACCGCCGUCUCUUACUUUAAAUCUGUUGCCGAAAGGGGUGUCAUUUCUCAAUUGUUAACACAAGCAAACCAUGACUUUGAUAAUCAUAAGUUUCUUCAGGCUCUCAUUGCAUACGCUUUCCUAUCCGAGUUGGGCUACGAGUGCGCUCAGAGUAACAGUGCUUUUAUUAUUGAAAACUAUGACAUCGACCAAUUGAAUAUAAAAGAUGGCCACAAACGCUACAGUUUGGCUCUUAAAUAUUGGGCACAAUCUGCAGCUCAAGGAUUAUCGUACGCCCGGAUCAAAGUGGGUGACUAUCAUUACUAUGGUUUGUCGAGUGGUAUCAACUAUCAGAUGUCUGCUUACUAUUAUCGUAAGGCAUCGGAGUCUCAGUAUUCAUCGCAAGCUCUCUUCAAUUUGGGUUAUAUGUUUGAAAAGGGUUUGGGUGUCAAUCAGGACUAUUCGGUGGCACUUAUUUACUAUGAAAUGUCCGCCCGAAUCAAUACCGACGCUAGAAUUGCGGUAUUUUUUGCAAAACAAAAGGUCAAAUUUUUGCAAACCAUAGACAAGAUUAUGGUUGCACUCGAUGUCAGCAAAUAUUUCGGUAAAAAAUGGGACGUUUGGCUAAUAUUCAUAUUAUUCAUUGUAUUAGCUUUUGUUGCGUAUAUUAAAUGGAAAUUCAAUUAA